Colletotrichum phormii is the source of this 3580-nucleotide messenger RNA. RefSeq names its product Hsp70 protein-domain-containing protein. The coding region runs from base 297 to 3401 and encodes 1034 amino acids. NCBI's taxonomy places the organism in Eukaryota, Fungi, Ascomycota, Sordariomycetes, Glomerellales, Glomerellaceae. Gene Ontology annotation, biological process: endoplasmic reticulum unfolded protein response. Gene Ontology annotation, molecular function: ATP binding; ATP-dependent protein folding chaperone. The record is from RefSeq and is a predicted model, not a curated record. Gene Ontology annotation, cellular component: endoplasmic reticulum chaperone complex. The transcript has a single exon.
GAGGAGAAUGGCACCGAACCCAAUAGAGGACACCUUCACGAAUCUCCAUUCAACGACGCUCCGUUGUCCAUAUUUGUGUUCCUGGGUCGCCGUUGUCUCGAGGAAACCCCCUUCUUUUUUUUAACUUCUCCUCUUUUUGUCUUUGGGUUUUCCUCACUCUCUAGAUUCACGACACUCCUGCAUCUCAAGUCUUACACUGGGACUUGUCUAACAAUCCGUGUUAGUUUCGACCUCUGGAACUCUCACACGAACCUGCCUAGACGACCCUCCACAGCGCCAUUGGGCGCAAACCACACAUGAUGGCGCAACGAACAUUCUCGCCAUUGACAAUAGUCCUUGGCUGCGUCUUCUUCUUUUCCGCACACGUCUUUGCCGUCUCCGCCGUCCUCGGUGUUGACCUCGGCACCGAGUACAUCAAGGCUGCCCUCGUCAAGCCCGGUAUUCCUCUCGACAUUGUCCUGACCAAGGACUCGCGCCGCAAGGAAAUCUCCGCCGUCACCUUCAAGCCCCUCCAGGGCGGCCCCAAGUCCGGUUCCUACCCCGAGAGACUCUACGGCUCCGACGCCAUUGCCCUCUCCGCCCGCUUCCCUCACGAUGUCUAUCCCAACCUGAAGACACUCCUCGGUCUCUCCGUUGACGACCCGAUUGUCCAAGAAUACGCUGCCCGACACCCCGCCCUGCAGCUCGAGAAGAACGAAGCGCGAGGAACCGCUGCUUUCAAGAGCAAGGUCUUCACUGAGGAAGAGGAGGCAUGGCUGGUUGAGGAGCUCUUGGCCAUGGAGCUGCAGAGCAUCCAGAAGAACGCCGAGUCUGCUGCUGGAGCUGGUACCUCUGUCCGCUCCAUGGUCUUGACGGUCCCUCCUUACUUUACAACCGAGGAGAAGCGCGCGAUCCAGGCCGCCGCUGAUCUCGCCGGCCUCAAGGUUCUGAGCCUCAUCAGCGAUGGUCUUGCUGUCGGUCUCAACUACGCUACCUCCCGCCAGUUCCCCAACAUCAACGAGGGAGGCAAGCCCGAGUACCACCUGGUGUUCGACAUGGGUGCCGGCUCCUCCAAGGCUACCGUUAUGAAGUUCCAGGGCCGCACGGUCAAGGACGUUGGCAAGUUCAACAAGACCAUCCAGGAGGUUUCCGUUAUCGGCACUGGCUGGGACAGGACACUGGGCGGUGACGCGCUCAACUACCUCAUCGUUGACGACAUGGUCGCUCAAUUCGUCGAGUCCAAGGGCGGAAAGAAGAUCUCUGCCGAUGCCGCGAAGGUCAAGGCUCACGGCCGUGCCAUCGCGAAGUUGACCAAGGAGGCGGAGCGUUUGCGCCACGUCCUCAGCGCCAACCAGCAGGCCAGCGCAAGCUUCGAGGGACUCUACGAGGAUGUCGACUUCAAGUACAAGCUUACCCGUCCUGAUUUCGAGAAGAUGGCUGAGACUCACGCCUCGCGUGUUGACGCCGUCCUCCUUGGCGCUCUGAAGACUGCUCAGCUUGAGCUCUCUGACCUAACCUCUGUCAUUCUUCACGGCGGCGCUUCCCGAACCCCCUUUGUCCAGAAGCAGCUCGAGCAAAUCGUCGGCUCCACCGAGAAGCUUCGCAGCAACGUCAACUCGGAUGAGGCCGCCGUUUUCGGUGCCGGUUUCCGCGCUGCCGAGCUCAGCCCCAGCUUCCGUGUCAAGGAGAUUCGCAUUUCUGAGGGCGCCAACUACGCCUCUGGCAUGAAGUGGACCAACAACAAGAGCAAGCUUCAGCACCAGCGUCUGUGGUCCGCCGUCUCUCCCCAGGGCGGUGUCCCCAAGGACGUCACCUUCACCAACCACGAGGACUUUGAUGUCACUUUCUACCAACAGAUCGAGUCUGCCGAGAAGGAUACCAAGGUUUUCUCUACCAAGAACCUUACCGCCUCCGUCGCCGAGCUGAAGGAGAAGUACUCCUGCGUUGACAGCGAUAUUCACUUCAAGGUUGGCGUCAAGCUGAGCAGCGAGAGCGGCGAGGUUGAAGUCACCAAGGCUACCGUCGAGUGCGAGGCCGAGGCCCCCGAGAAGGAGGGCUUUGUUGAUGGCGUCAAGAACCUGUUCGGCUUUGGCAACAAGAAGGGAGACCAGAAGCCUCUUGAUGGAGAGGAAGACGACGAGUCUUCGACCACGGAAUCCGAGUCCUCCACCACCGCUUCGACCAAGACUGAGUCUACUACCGCCUCGUCCUCGCCCGUUCCCAGUGACGCUGCGGCUGAUGGCAAGGAGCCCGCCCCCAAGAAGAAGGAGCUCGUCACCAUCAACGUCGACUUCACCCUUGAGAAGGCCGGCCUGCCUGAGCUUUCCCGCGAUGAACUCGUCAAGUCCAAAGACCGCCUCAAGGCCUUUGAGGGAUCUGACAAGGCCCGCCGCCUGAGAGAGGAGGCCCUCAACCAGCUGGAAGGCUUCACCUACAAGGUUCGCGACCUCCUCGAGAGCGAGUCCUUCAUCGCCGCCUCUACUACCGAGGAGCGUGCCACUCUGGAGAAGAAGAACAGCGAGGCGAGCGACUGGCUGUACGAGGAGGGCGCCGACGCGUCACGCGACGAGCUCAAGAAGAAGUACAAGGGACUCCAUGACCCCGUUACUAAGAUCCAGAAGAGAAGCGAGGAGGCCGAGAAGCGUCCUGAGCUGGUCAAGGCUCUCAAGGAAGCCCUCAACUCCACCCAGACCUUUGUCGGCACAAUCAGGAAGCAGAUUGACGAGUACGAUGAGUGGCACGCCUCCGCAGCCACCGAGUCUUCCUCCAGCACCUCUACCGAGACUCCCUCAGCAACUCCCUCUGGCGACUUUGACGGUCUCGAGGACGAGGACUCCAAGGAGCGCACGAUGGAGGACGUCGUGAAGGAGAAGGGCCCCGUCCCGCCCCUGUACAAGCGCGAGGACAUUGAGGUCGUCGAGGACGUCUACGAGACCACCAACAAGUGGCUUAAGGAGAUGGAAAAGAAGCAAGACGCCCUCGCCGCGACUGCGGACCCCGUCCUCCUCGUCAAGGAUCUCCAGGCCAAGCGCGACAAGCUCGACAAGGCAGGCAUGGACCUGGCCAUGAAGGGCGUCAAGAACAUGGAGGGCAAGACCAAGAAGGCUAGCAAGGCGGCCAAGGCGGCUAAGAAGACAAAGUCCACUGCCACGGCCUCGACCUCCGCAACCGCCUCUCCCGAGGACGGCAAGAAGUCUACCACCACCAUCCCCUCCAAGAGCUCGACUGUUGGCGAGCCCCCCGCUGGCCGGACCGUGGAGCUUCCCGAUGGCGGAAGUUACGUCCAGUUUGGCGGCAGCGACGGUGACACGCCCAGCGAGGCGGAGAUUGAGGAGAUCCUCAAGAAGUUUGACCAGUCUCAGCAGGCCCAGCAGGCCGCUGCCAAGGAGCAGGAGGAUGCAUUGGAGCACGACGAGCUUUAGAGACACGUUGAUGGAUUGUAGAUUGGUGGGGGUGGGGCAACCAGAAGUGAAGUUUUUUUGCGCAUACCAUACCUAAGGCGUUUCUACAGAUGAAAUGGAAUUACAGACGAAAUCAAGACAACUGCCAAUUUUGCGUUUGAGAUCGCCAUGUGACAUUUCCCGUGCGCACUAACUAGCAG